This is a messenger RNA of Orbicella faveolata, 2405 nucleotides long. RefSeq lists its product as uncharacterized. Gene Ontology annotation, molecular function: methyltransferase activity. The record is from RefSeq and is a predicted model, not a curated record. Lineage: Eukaryota; Metazoa; Cnidaria; Anthozoa; Scleractinia; Merulinidae. Gene Ontology annotation, biological process: regulation of transcription by glucose; rDNA heterochromatin formation; cellular response to glucose starvation. Gene Ontology annotation, cellular component: rDNA heterochromatin; chromatin silencing complex; nucleolus.
CACAACAGUAUGCAAAGCUCCUUCGACGUUUUAGAGUGGGAAAGUACAUCCAAGGCGCAGGAUUGCCUUGUUCAUCAACUCUUCGGCGAUAUCUCGACAAGUAAGCUUAGCACGUGUUCAGCUGUUUUAGAGGCAGCAAAUCAAGUGAAUGCUUCAAAGGCAGAAAAAAGGAGAGCCUUGAAGAACGAAGGGAGUACAGGAAAACUUAAAAAGAAGCGAAAAGACAAGAGACAAAAGAAUAAAUUUAAACAAGUUCAAGAAUUAAGUUCUGAGCACACUGCUGCAGAAUUUAAAGAACCAGUUUUAUUGAGUACAAACAGUGAAAAAUGUAAUGGACAUGAAAGAAAGAGAGCAAAGAAAAAAAGAAGAAAUGAUGAAACUAAAGAAAAAGAUGUCAGUAGUAAAAAAGGAAAGAAAAAUGUUAAAACUGAUCAAAAGUUUAACUCUCAGCUAACACGGGAGAGCGAUAGCCAAUCAGGAACUGUCUGUGAUGAUGAGAUUAUCUCUACCAAAGGAACCAAUCAAAGGGCUAGUAUUGACAGUGUCAAACAGUGUCAAUCAGAGACUGUCAAUUCUGCAGCCCCACUAGAUGCAGAUAUAGAAAAAAUUCUUAGCUCCAUUGAAGGACCAAGCAAGUGUGACAGUGAAAAGGUAGAGAAAAGAAAGAAAAGAAAGAAAAGAAGAAUGGAUGGUAGCAAAGAUCAUUCUGAGCUUCUAGAUAUGGGAGAAAGCACUUCAGAAGUUACUCAUAAGCACGGAAAAAGAAAGAAAACUUGCAAACUUGAACAAGAUAGUUGUUGUGACAAACAAAUAAGUAAACACAGCCCAGAGCUCAAUGACACAAACAGUAAUAUUUUGAGCUCCCCUGCUCCUCGGAAAAAGUUAAGCCUCCAAGAAAAGAUGACAAAGCAGUUGGAAUCUUCAAGGUUUAGACGGAUAAAUCAACAGUUAUACACUACAACAGGAGAUGAGGCAGUAGCAUUGUUUUCUAAAGAUCCAAACUUGUUUGAUAUUUAUCACAGAGGUUUCACCAAUCAGGUCAAACUCUGGCCCAUCAAUCCUGUCAACAACAUCAUAGAAUGGUUGAAGAAGAGGUCAACAUCACAAGUAGUUGCAGAUUUUGGCUGUGGAGAAGCAAUCAUUGCCCAAAGUGUUGCAAAUAAAGUACAUUCAUUUGAUCUUGUAGCCAAGAAUGAGUUUGUGACUGCAUGCAACAUGGCAAAGGUCCCCUUAAGCUCCGCAAGUGUUGAUGUCGCUGUGUUUUGUCUUUCCUUGAUGGGAACGAACCUGGUGGAUUUCUUGAGAGAAGCUCAUAGAGUUCUCAAACCAGGGGGUAUUCUUAAAGUUGCUGAAGUGGCCAGUCGUAUAAAUGACACAGCACAAUUUACCAAGGCACUCUCAAAACUGGGAUAUAAACUGCAAAAUGAGGACACUACAAACAAGAUGUUUGUGAUGUUUGAUUUCAUCAAGAGUAAGGAUUGUGUGAAGUUAGUUCCAUCAACCCAGCUGGAGGGCCUCAGUCUCAAGCCUUGUAUUUACAAAAAACGGUAAUUUACCACAGACUUGUGGCACAAAAACAAUUAUUGAGCUCCAGGCCUUGGUUACUGACGAUUAUGCCUCAUCAGUAUUACGAAAAGACUCAAAUUUGCUGCAAAGACAGUAUUCUGCACAGACAGUGGAGCAACUUUAACAGUGUACGCGACAAUGUAGCUGUACUCCUGCAGUCACCAUUCCAAACUCUUUAGCAGUUCUUUGAACACAAAUAUUUUGUUUGAGGAUCAUUGUUACAAAAAAAGAAAAGAAAAGAAUUUGUGCUGCUAAUUUUACUUUGGCUACCCUGCAAGCAGUUGGUUUCUCCUACGCCGAGCAUUCAGCGUAGGAGAAACCGACUGCUCGCAGGGUAACUGGCAAACUUGAAGAGGUAAAAGGAUGACUCAGAGAUUAUUAAAAAUAAACAAAAACCUCUAGCUAAUAAGAGACAAAGUGUUUUCUCUCACUCUCAUGCAUUUCCUCCGCCCUUCAACUUUGUCACAAGACAUCCGAGGAUGAGUAAAUGUCAAAUGAAAACAAAGUUUCUUUCGCGCUGAAAAUUUAUCAGCGUUUGAUCCCAUUAGCCCAUCAGGUCUGUGCUUAUCUGUCCAGUGUUCAUACCAUGAAGUGGCUAGGAGAAUUUCUACUCCUCCCUGGUACCCAUUUAUACACCUGGUUGGAGAGAGGCACUGGGGAACACAACACCGCCAGGGCUUGAACCCAGACCCCCCAAUCCAGAGUCCAAUGCCCCACCCCACCCCUGCACUUUAGUUCAAAAGUAAAAGCUCCUAAACAGCAUCAUACUGCAUCAGCUUAUGUUACACUCAUGCAUAUGUACUUGUGAAAAACACCCUCAAGAGAACUGUGUCUUGCCC